Cololabis saira (Pacific saury) is the source of this 7509-nucleotide messenger RNA. RefSeq names its product ankyrin 1, erythrocytic a (gene ank1a). Gene Ontology annotation, biological process: signal transduction. The record is from RefSeq and is a predicted model, not a curated record. Bases 161 to 6274 code for a protein of 2037 amino acids. The transcript is spliced from 45 exons. Gene Ontology annotation, molecular function: protein binding. NCBI's taxonomy places the organism in Eukaryota, Metazoa, Chordata, Actinopteri, Beloniformes, Belonidae.
GAGGAACACGCAGCAGCAGCAGCAGCAGCAGCGGCAGCAGCGGCAGCAGCAGCGCUAGUGUUCGCCUGUACCAGGUAGAAGUCCCAGUUCUGUCUCCCCGCAGACCACCGUUGGAAGAUCUGGACACACCAACAACGCAGAGACCCCCACCACCAACGCUAUGGCACAAGCAGCCAAACAUCUCCGCAAGAACAAGGAUUUAGAAGCCCAGUUAGAGCAGGAGCGCAAAGAGAAGGAGGACGAGAGGGCCAAAAAGAGGAGUCGUUCACGGGAUAAAAAACGCAAGGCCCACGCUGUGCAUCGCUGGCUAAUCGAUCAGGACAGUAGUGUGAGCUCUGAGAUGCCGGAUGGCCAAGGAGUAUGGCACUAUGAUGAUGAAGCAGAUGCUGGCAACAGUUUUCUUCGAGCUGCCCGAUCUGGCAACCUGGACAAGGCUUUGGACCAUAUAAAAAAUGGCAUUGAUAUUAAUACAGCCAAUCAGAAUGGGCUCAAUGCGUUGCAUCUGGCCUCGAAAGAGGGCCACGUCAAAAUGGUGCUGGAGCUACUUCACAAUGGAAUCGUACUGGAGACCACUACGAAGAAAGGGAACACUGCCCUGCACAUUGCAGCUCUGGCAGGGCAGGAGCAGGUCGUCACAGAGCUGGUAAACUAUGGGGCCAAUGUCAAUGCUCAGUCCCAGAAGGGUUUCACUCCACUCUACAUGGCUGCACAAGAAAACCAUCUAGAGGUUGUGAAGUUUCUUCUGGAGAAUGGAGCCAAUCAGAGCAUUCCAACGGAGGAUGGAUUUACUCCACUCGCCGUGGCUCUUCAGCAGGGACAUGAGAAUGUCGUAGCACUGCUCAUCAGUUAUGGCACCAAAGGGAAGGUGCGCCUCCCUGCACUACAUAUAGCAGCUCGAAACGAUGAUACACGAACGGCUGCAGUGCUUUUGCAGAAUGACCCUAAUCCUGAUGUGCUCAGCAAGACUGGAUUCACACCCCUCCACAUUGCUGCACACUAUGAAAACUUGAAUGUAGCUCAACUACUGCUAAACCGAGGAGCAAAUGUUAACUUCACCCCAAAGAACGGCAUCACCCCUCUGCACAUUGCUGCCAGACGUGGAAAUGUGAUCAUGGUCCGUCUCCUGCUUGAUAGAGGGGCACAGAUUGAUGCCAAGACCAAGGAUGAGUUAACUCCUCUGCACUGUGCAGCUAGAAAUGGACAUGUUAGGAUUAUUGAAAUCCUCCUGGACCAUGGAGCCCCCAUCCAGGCAAAGACCAAGAAUGGCCUCUCUCCAAUCCACAUGUCAGCACAGGGGGACCACAUGGACUGCGUCAAGCAGCUUCUGCAGUACAACGCAGAGAUUGAUGACAUCACACUAGACCAUCUUACCCCUCUGCAUGUGGCAGCACACUGCGGCCACCACCGCAUGGCCAGAGUUCUCUUGGAGAAAGGGGCAAAAGCUAACUCCAGGGCCCUGAAUGGCUUCACUCCCUUGCAUAUUGCCUGUAAAAAGAACCACCUGCGUGUGAUGGACCUCCUCCUCAAACAGUCAGCAUCAUUGGAGGCUGUGACUGAAUCUGGCCUAACCCCGCUGCAUGUUGCAUCAUUUAUGGGUCAUCUUAAUAUUGUGAAGAUCCUCCUGCAGAAAGGAGCUUCCCCCAGCGCCUCCAAUGUGAAAGUUGAGACUCCUCUCCACAUGGCUUCGCGAGCAGGACAUUUUGAAGUGGCAGAGUUUUUAUUGCAGAAUGCAUCGCCAGUCGAUGCCAAGGCCAAGGAUGACCAAACACCUCUGCAUUGUGCUUCUCGAAUGGGUCACAAGGAGCUGGUGAAGCUCCUGCUGGAGCACAAAGCCAACCCCAAUUCCACCACCACAGCUGGUCACACGCCUCUUCACAUCGCUGCGCGAGAAGGUCACGUACAAACAGUACGUAUCCUCCUGGACAUGGAUGCUCAGCAGACAAAGAUGACCAAGAAAGGCUUCACUCCACUCCAUGUGGCCUCCAAGUAUGGCAAGGUGGAUGUGGCAGAGCUGCUGCUUGAGAGAGGAGCCAACCCUAAUGCAGCUGGAAAGAAUGGUCUGACUCCACUGCAUGUUGCUGUACAUCACAACAACCUAGAUGUAGUCAACUUACUUGUCAGCAAAGGAGGGUCCCCACAUAGUGCUGCCAGGAAUGGCUACACUGCGCUCCACAUUGCGUCCAAGCAGAACCAGGUGGAGGUGGCCAGCAGCCUGCUGCAGUAUGGCGCUUCGGCCAAUGCUGAGUCACUGCAGGGAGUCACACCUCUCCACCUGGCCUCACAGGAGGGCAGACCUGACAUGGUCUCCUUGCUCAUCUCCAAACAGGCCAAUGUCAACCUUGGCAACAAGAGUGGGUUGACCCCACUGCACCUGGUGGCACAAGAGGGACAUGUAGGCAUUGCUGAUAUUCUGGUAAAGCAAGGAGCUUCAGUUUAUGCUGCUACGCGGAUGGGUUACACCCCUCUGCAUGUAGCGUGUCACUAUGGCAACAUCAAGAUGGUGAAGUUUCUCCUGCAGCAACAAGCCAACGUUAACAGCAAAACAAGGCUCGGUUACACUCCUCUGCACCAGGCAGCACAACAGGGACACACAGACAUCGUAACACUGUUACUGAAACAUGGUGCCCUACCCAAUGAGACCACAACUCAUGGGACUUCAGCCCUGGCCAUUGCUAAGAGGUUGGGAUACAUCUCUGUGAUUGACGUCCUGAAGCUCGUCACCGAGGAGACCGCUUCCAUGACGACCACAGAGAAACAUCGCAUGAGUUUCCCAGAAACUGUGGAUGAGAUACUAGAUGUGUCUGAGGAUGAAGGAAUUGCACAGCUAACGUUAGGAGAGGAGCUUUUGGGGACAGAAGGGGCCAGGUACAUGAAGAUGGAUGACAUGAAAGACCAUGAUGACGAUUUCCUCUCCCCCAAGAAAUCACUGGAGUACGAGAGAGGGCUGGGCACAGCAAAUUAUUCGCCAGCCAUUCCCAGAAUUCCUCGUGUGUCUCCCGAGACAGUUAUUCUCAAAGAACAUGAGAUAAAUCAGCAGCACACGCCGCUUCCACUGCCCAAAGAAUAUGAUGAAGACUCACUGAUUCCCAGCAGCCCAGCAACCGAAACGUCUGACAAUGUCAGCCCAGUCGCCAGUCCCAUACACACAGGGUUCUUGGUCAGUUUCAUGGUGGAUGCUCGGGGCGGUUCAAUGCGAGGCAGCAGGCAUAAUGGUCUGCGUGUCAUCAUACCUCCACGGACGUGUGCUGCACCCACCCGUAUUACCUGCCGCCUGGUGAAGCCGCAGAAGCUGACCUGCCCCCCUCCUCUGGUGGAAGGAGAGGGGCUGGCCAGCAGGAUCAUUUCCCUGGGCCCAGCUGGUAUGCAGUUUCUGGGCCCUGUGAUUGUAGAGAUCCCCCACUUUGCUGCCAUGGGUCGUGGUGACCGGGAACUUGUCGUGCUGAGGAGCGAGAACGGCUCAGUCUGGAAAGAACAUCGCAAUCGCUACGGCGACGAGGUGCUGGAAACAAUCUUGAAUGGAAUGGAUGAGGACCUAGAAAGUCAAGAGGAACUGGGGAAGAAGAGAAUCCGCCGCAUCAUCUCUACCGAUUUCCCGCUUUACUUUGCUGUUGUGUCGAGGGUCCAACAAGAAAGUGACCUCAUUGGUCCGGAGGGAGGUUCACUGACAAGCAAACUGGUGCCGAUGGUCCAGGCUUCGUUUCCCGAGACGGCAGUCACCAAACGAGUCCGCCUGGGGCUGCAGGCUCAACCAGUUCCAGAUGAGUUGGUUGCAAAGCUGCUGGGUAACCAAGCAAACUUUAGCCCAGUGGUCACUGUAGAGCCUCGGCGCCGCAAGUUUCACAGACCCAUCGGCCUGCGUAUUCCCCUGCCCCCGUCCUGGAAGGAGAGCCCUCGAGACUCGGGGGAGGGCGACACCACCAGUCUGCGUCUGCUCUGCUCUGUCAUAGGUGGUACAGCCCCCGCCCAAUGGGAGGACAUUACUGGCACCACCAAGCUUAACUAUGCCCAUGCAUGUGCCAGCUUUACAACCAAUGUUUCAGCACGAUUCUGGCUCGCAGACUGUCCUCGGACAGCUGAGGCCAUCUCCUUUGCCAACCUGCUCUACAGAGAGUUAUCAGCCGUACCCUAUAUGGCCAAGUUUGUGGUUUUUGCAAAGAUGAAUGAGCUCCGCGAGGGCCGCCUGCGCUGCUACUGCAUGACUGAUGAUAAGAUGGAUAAGACCUUGGAACAACACGAGAACUUCACAGAGGUGGCUCGCAGCCGAGACAUAGAGGUGAUGGAGGGAAUGCCACUUCACCUGGAGUGUUCAGGGAAUCUUGUACCCGUGAGAAAGGCCACACAGCAGCCUCGCUGCUUCAGUUUCCAGGCCUUCAGGGAUAAUCGACUUCCUGUCUCUGUUAAGGUGAGAGACCACAGCAAAGAGCCCACUGGAUUUUUGUCUUUCCUGCGCAAGUCCACCAAGUAUGAGGACAGCCAGCAUGUGCUCUGCAAUCUGAACAUAACUAUGCCUCCAUGCAUCAAGGUUGUUGGUAGUGAAGACCGGAGGCGAACACUUACUCCGUUGGCUCUAAGAGAAAGAUACAGUGCACUCAAUGAGCCUGCUUUGGCGUCGAUGAGUGCCAUGGAAAGGACGGAGCUUAAGAUGGCUGUGAUUGCAGAACAGUUGGGACUGAGCUGGGCAGAGCUAGCACGUGAACUUCAGCUCAGUGUGGAUGACAUCAAUAAGAUUCGAGUGGAGAAUCCGAACUCCCUCCUGGAGCAGAGCUCUGCGCUGCUUAACCUGUGGGCCACUCGUGAAGGCAAGAGGGCCAAGAUGGAGAGUUUAUACACAGCCCUGAAGAGUAUUGACCGUAUGGACAUCAUCAACAUGUUGGAGGGUCAGCCUCCUCAGCCCGUGAGACAAGGCUCGCGUGAGCUCAGCAGACGUCGACACAACGAGAGAGAACACCUCUCACCUGGUAUGACCAAUGGUUAUGGGCUUGCGCAGGACGAGCUUCUCUCACCGGCCUCCAUGCAGUACAGCUUGCCUUCUCCGCUGGGGGCUGAGCCUUACUGGCAGGAAGUCUCCAGCCUGGACUGUGCACCCAUUGCUACCACAGAAGAAGAUACCCUGAUGGAGAUGUCUGAUGUACAGGUGUGGCCCUCAGGCAACAGCCCCUCCUUGGUGACUGUGGAAGACUCUUCGCUGGAGUGCAGCAAUGCAGAUGACUCAGAAGGUCUGCUGGGGCUGCCAUAUGGAAGUCUGGGUCGGCCAGCCAGUCAGGCCAGCGCAACCAGCGGAGGGGGUGGGAUGUUGAGUGGUUCCAUUGAACUGCCAGAAGAUGACUCGGAGAUGGGCGUUGACUCGCUUAGCACUACCACUCCUGCCUCGCUGGGAGGUACCAUCGCUGGAAUCAAUCUAAACGGGCUGAACAAUGGUCAGGGGUCAGAGGCAGGCUCAGAGAUAUCAGCCGUCACAAAUACGACUGGUGGUGACGGAGCUGGAGGAGAAAGAGGACGAGGAGGAGGAACAGGUUCAGAGGACGGACUUUCUUUCAUUGCAGGACAGCAAAGGGUGUAUGCUCGGUUAAGUGAGUCACCUGGUCUGAGCUGUGUUGCAGAUCGAAAUGGAGACAGGUCAGGUAAUGGUGGAAAUGGAGGUGGUGGAGGCUCUUUCCUCUCCUACUUGCAGGAACAGACAGGCCCAGGGUGGAUCCCUGUCACUGACCCAACUCAGGCUUGGGUUGGAACCCAGUCCAAGCCUAGGCAGGCCAUCGAGACCAUGGUUUCAUCGGUACGCAACGCUUUGGAUGGUGACCAGUCCCAUGUGUCCCAGGAAGCCUUGCUUCAGCCUGUGAGGGACAUGGGGCACUCUGAGAUCUUACGGGGGCACUUCAGGGGCACCCAGCCAUUCGAGAAGGGUUUGGGGUUUCCACACAGGGUACCAGAGCUCAGAGCCUGGGAUGACGUACGCCUGAAGGGCCAAGGGGACGAGGUUCAAGAUCUACCUGGGGAGCAAGUGAGCGAGGAACAGUUCACGGAUGAACACGGAAACAUUGUCACAAAAAAGAUCGUACGGAAGGUUGUGCGCAGAGGGAAGGGUUCAGAUCAGGAGGUGGUUCAGGAGUUGAGCGUGGAGGGUUGUCUGCAGGAUGCCAAGGAGCUGGGAGGUGAUGCUGAGCAGUUCAUGAGCUACGCCAUCCUGGGUCGGGACGGCAGCAAGCCUGAUUCUGUGGAUGUGAAGAAAGGUGCUCAGAUAGUGAAAUGUGCCAGUCUGCGAAGAGUUAAGCAGUGAGGCAGACUGAGUGCUGCGUCCCUGCAGAGUUCUCCGCAGGAUUCAAUCCCUUCACCGAAAUCAUCCUACAUGGACACAUGACCAGCAGCAGCUGACGGGAGGACAACCACACAUGAAAAAGCAGACUAAAGGAAAUGAAGACCCCCAACACAAUGACAACCACAGUGGCUAUGCCAACAAUCAGCGUGCACCAGAAGAAAAGGAUUUAUUUGCAGUUUAUUACUUUUUUUUUUAAAGAAACUGUGGGGUUAAAAAAACAAAAUCAAAAAAGAAAAAUAUAUAUAUAUAUACUAGGCUACUAGCAUGAUUUCGUAUAAAACAAAAACCAAAACACAAAGAACAAAAAAAAAAAGCAACCAAAAUGUGCUUCCUGUGAUCUGUAUCAGCAUGAGUGACUGCUGCCGCAUGGCCUGUCUUUAACUUCAAAUACUGAGGGAAUACAGGGGUGGGGAAACGGGACGGGACCGGACAGGCAUGCUAUUUAGGCUUUGGUCAAUCACUGUCCCUUUUUAUAAACUAAUGGGAAAACAAUCAGCUUGAAAAAAGAAAAAAAAAAGACACUUUAAAACAGCGAAUCUCUAGUCAACAUAUUUUCCCUCUCCCCCGUGCUGCACAAACUAGUCCUUAACUCGUCCCAGUGCUCUCUGAGUCCAGUGAAGCUACACUUAUCACCCAAGGAUGUCAGUGUUGUACAUAAUAUUGUAUGCACUAAAAUGCUCUACGUGACUGUGUGUUACGUGUUGUUUAUGGUAUAAGAUCCCUAUGUGAUGCCACUGAUGCUGCUGUUUCAGACACAUAAGAAAUUCCUCCCCGUUUUUCAUGUUCCCUUCGUUUGAUCAGUACCUAUAUAUUAUUCUAUAUAUCUCUUUGUGGUUACAAGAACAUGCAAAUGUUGUGUCGCUCUGCCUGUUUUAACGUUUGAUUCAUGUACGUCCAGUCGUUUGUUUCUUUGUGCUUCAUUGUUUGCUUUAGACUUGUCAAACUCUUGAGGGGAGGGGGCGUGUACGGGAGUACUCUGACUUAUUUAUUGUAGGGGGGGGGGGGGGGCUUUGGGAGACAGGUUCACUGCAGGCCUUUGUCUACACCUUCUCUCUAAGUGGUUUAUCUUGUGGAGAAGGUGACAAUGAGUACUGUAGAAAGUAAGUUUUGAGAGCUUGAGCUCCAUCCUACUCUCUCUCUCUCUCUCUCUCUCUCUCUCUCUCUCUCUCUCUCUCUCUCUCUCUCCUCUCUCUCUC